AUGAUUUCAAAGGAUCGUCAGUAACGACGAUCUGCCGGACACUCGAUCUGUAUUAUCCAUUGGCGAUCCUUGCGUUCAGGAACUGGGAGACCUCACGAGCCCAAGACAGACGGGGUCGGUGGGCGCAGAGCAAGCAUGUCAUCAAUGUGGCUCCACCUGUGCCCAUAUUAGAACGGGCACUCGAAGAGUGGGUCCCUCCAAGACUAUCGCACCAGUCCGAAGCUGUCGUCCAGAGGCAGAGCGGUCGGAGAAGACGAUUGGGACCUGUCCGGCGCGACGACGAGCGCAGUGUCUGCCAAGCUCGGACCUCAGCCCGUGGAGCAAGUACGGACCGCCAAGCCAAGGCCAAGGCUCAGCAAGGCCGCUUACCUUAUCUUCGGACUCCGCGCGAAGGAAAGGCUCUGCAGAAAAAGCGAAAGAGGCCGUGUCUAUCGAGAGCACCACCGUCGACAUCAUCCUGCAGCCGUACUGUGUAGCCCGACCGAUCUGCAAGGAUGCUACGACACUAUGCGUCUUUCCAGGACAGCGAUGGGUCUGAUGUCUGUGCAAGGCCAGCUCAGAGUUUGCCUCCCACGUUCGAUCGACGAGCGUCACUGCCGGGCUCCUUUGGCUCGAUGGCAUGUCAGCACAAUCUAGGAGCCACAUCGUAUGCCGGCACGACUGCAGAUCCCACUAUACCAAUGGCAUCGCACGCCGUGGGCGCCUUUGGACCCACCUCGCUACAGCUCAAGUGGAACAAUUACCCUGGCCCGGAUCCCACUUCGAGCUUGCCAGUCCGAAAUCACUUUCGAUCCAGAACGCAGCCAAAUUCUAUACAAUUGGGUCACACAGUCUCUGCCUCCCCCACGCCAGCCAGACAGUCCUUGCACGGCCGAUCGACCAGUCUGAGCGACCUGACCGCCAUCGGCCGUAGUGGCGCCAACUCACCCUACAGUGGCAGCAGCUCGCCCUACCAUGGUCACAACAGCGGCUCGCCUUAUCAGCAUCCUCAGGAUAAGAUGACAUCCUCGAUCUAUCAGCAAUCGCGCUUCACCCAGUCUCGAACGUCAUGGCCCAUGUACCCGAUACUCUCACCGCCCCUCGAGAAUGAUGGCAUGCUCUCACCCCCCGCGGACAGCCAUAUGCACCCAGGAGCGACGCCGAGCUACUUCGACCUGCCCCCAACGGCACCCAGCAGCGAGAUAGCUGCCGGCGUGUCCGACCUUGCACUGCCACCUAUCACGCAGCCUGCGAGUACGUACUUCAGCUACGAUAGUAAGCAGCCAGACGUGGAGGUAGCGCCCGAACCGCAACAGGAUCGUCCCUUCAAAUGCGACGAAUGCGCUCAGUCAUUCAAUCGUAACCAUGACUUGAAGCGUCACAAGCGCAUACAUCUUGCCGUCAAGCCGUUUCCCUGCGCAUACUGCGACAAGUCCUUCAGCCGUCGAGAUGCUCUAAAGCGACACCUACUCGUGCGUAGCUGCAAUAAGGCCCUUCGUCAAGCACAGCCCGAGGCUUCUGGAAGCUCGCCCAACAAAUCAGAAUCGGACUCCGUCUCGCCGCCCCAGAUGGCAUCGACAUCGCCCGCUACGACGCUGUCGCCAUCAUUUGCGGGCACUUCGCCGCAGUUACUCACACGAGAAGCGCUCACGGGUGAUCUGAGCCUCGACGAGAUCCCCCCAUCGGCGACUGACUCGAGCAUGUCUGAGUCAGUUACCGGAAGGCCAUACAUCUUACCACAUCAAUUGAGCAAUAGGUCGAUAUCUGCCUCGUCAUCACACGACUCGUACGGCGAAACGCCUGGCAUGACGUCGACACCCUCACUCAUCUCUUUGCAGAGUCACGGCUCUGUCGGAUCUCUACAGUCUCUAUACGAUCCAGCGAUGGCAGGCACCGCUGCUUAUGCGCGACCGAGGCAAAGCAGCGCCAACGCAAAGCGGUUCGCGCCUUAUUCGCCCGCGCUCGGCAUGAGUGCCUUGUCGCUUAGCCAGGCCGAUCCCUCACUACCCACACAUGACCUCUAUGCACCUGACAGUUACACAGAUACCAGCACAUUCACUGCGAGUCUUGCGGAUCUGGACAUCAACGCCGAUCCUCUCUUGCACUACACUCACAACCUCAACCUCGAACCCAGCUUUGACGACUUCGCGACCUUUGAUGUUCUGGAGUGACUCGCUCCGCUUGCUUGAUGGACACUGACGCUGAUUGAUGUUGAAAAAUUUUCUGCAUUUUACGUUGUAGCAUUCGAGUCACAAUGCAAUCUACUUGCGUAGCCUACUUGCUCUCGCU
This is a messenger RNA of Mixia osmundae IAM 14324, 2268 nucleotides long. RefSeq lists its product as uncharacterized. Gene Ontology annotation, biological process: regulation of transcription by RNA polymerase II. Bases 495 to 2150 code for a protein of 551 amino acids. Gene Ontology annotation, molecular function: DNA-binding transcription factor activity, RNA polymerase II-specific; RNA polymerase II cis-regulatory region sequence-specific DNA binding. The transcript has 3 exons. Lineage: Eukaryota; Fungi; Basidiomycota; Mixiomycetes; Mixiales; Mixiaceae. Gene Ontology annotation, cellular component: chromatin. The record is from RefSeq and is a predicted model, not a curated record.